AUUAGACAAUUAAUUUGUUAAAUACUUAAACAUAAAAUGUGAAUACAUUUUGGACGAACACAAAAAUAUGUUCUAAAGUGUAUUUUUUGUUUGUUUUGAAGUUCAUAUUUCAUUUACGUUCAUAGUUCGAAGUUAAGAUUCAUCCUUGAAAUGCUCAGCCCUGACAUAAAUGACUAUCAGUUAACUUCUAUAAUAACGGAGUGCUCUGACGGUGGAGCUGUCGUUUAUUCGGCAUUGUACAAACCUAAUAACACAAAGGUAGCAAUAAAAAGGUAUUUCGUGGACAGAGGAAAAGAAAAAGCAACUUUGAUCCAGCAAGACGUAUUGACAAGGAAAGAGCUGCAUCAUGCUAAUAUACUCCCGUAUUUGGCGUCUUUCGUCCACGGCCGCGAAUUAUACGUGGUCUCUCCGCUCAUGAGCUUCGGCUCGUGUCGGGACAUCCUGGACCGAUAUUUUCCCGAAGGAAUCUCGGAGCUGGCCUGCGCAAUCGUACUGAGGGAUGUACUGCAAGCGUUGCAGUAUUUACACAAGCAAUUGUACAUACAUAGGAGUGUACGUGCGAGUCACGUCCUCAUAGGGGCGAACGGCGUGGCCCGACUGUCGGGGCUCCGGACCGCGGCCAGCAUGAUGGUGCGCGGCCAGAGACAACGGAAGCUCCACCUCCUGCCGCCGCCCGACCACGACAACGCCAACCUCAUGUGGCUGAGCCCCGAGGUCUUGGAACAGAAUCUCAAGGGCUACGACGAACGCUCUGACAUUUACUCGUUCGGAGUGCUCUGCUGCGAACUGGCCAACGGGGCGGUCCCGUUCGCCGAAGUCCCCACGACCCUCAUGUUCACGGAGAAGGUGAAGGGCAGCCGCCCCCAGCUCCUCGACUGUUCCACCUUCCCUGAACCCUGCCUCGAGGAUAACGAGAUGAAAAGUAUGUACAACACGGAUAGUGGAGUCGGCGACAGCGCGGACGCGGUGUCCCGGCUGCGGCAGGUGUACGCGACGAGGAAGCUGUCGGAGACCUUCCACCAGCUCACCGACGUGACGCUGCAGAGGGACCCGGAAAAAAGACAUUCGGCCUCUCAACUCCUAAACCACGCGUUCUUCAAGCAGAUCCGAAGAGCGGACUUCCUGCCCGGACUCAUAGGACGCGCCAAGCCCAUCAAACCUGACCCCGAUUACAUGACGGCCCUCUCGAUCCAAGAACAACUCUCCGAGAUGGUUAUCGAGAAAUCGACCGAAUGGGAUUUUUAAUUUAGAUACGAAUUAAAUUAUUUAUGAAAAUAAUAUAUACAUAUAUAAAUAUA
This is a messenger RNA of Bombyx mandarina (wild silkworm), 1298 nucleotides long. It is a transcript of the gene Stlk, whose product is annotated as Ste20-like kinase. Gene Ontology annotation, cellular component: serine/threonine protein kinase complex. The record is from RefSeq and is a predicted model, not a curated record. Gene Ontology annotation, molecular function: ATP binding; protein serine/threonine kinase activator activity; protein kinase activity. NCBI's taxonomy places the organism in Eukaryota, Metazoa, Arthropoda, Insecta, Lepidoptera, Bombycidae. Gene Ontology annotation, biological process: protein export from nucleus; activation of protein kinase activity; protein phosphorylation.